Messenger RNA from Daphnia magna, 1816 nucleotides. Its product is annotated as spermine oxidase. Bases 250 to 1695 code for a protein of 481 amino acids. Gene Ontology annotation, molecular function: polyamine oxidase activity. The record is from RefSeq and is a predicted model, not a curated record. The transcript has 5 exons. Lineage: Eukaryota; Metazoa; Arthropoda; Branchiopoda; Diplostraca; Daphniidae.
CAGGGUUUUAUAUUGGUUGCUGUGUUUUUUUCUCGUCUUGCUGUCUAGCCUUCAAACUUAAAAAAGAAAAGCAGAUAAGUCGACAGUCAGCACAAAGUCCAAGACUCUACGGCAGUGCUUGGUUUCUAUGUCUGUCUUUUUGUUAGUUUAAUUGCCGGUCGAACGCACCGCUGGAUCUUUCUUUAUUGAUCUCUACAGCAUCCAGCUUUAUUAUAACUCGUUGUAUGCAGUAGUUUUCUUUUAAUCGUGAUGACUUUGGUUAUUAUCGGCGCAGGAGCUGCCGGUUUAGCGGCCGCAUCCCGGCUUGUUGAAAAAGGAUUCGAUCCUGCUCGAAUCACGAUCCUAGAAGCAGAAAACCGAAUAGGUGGUCGGAUUUUCACCGUUCAACAUGGCUCGAGCCUGAUUGAAAUUGGUGCGCAAUGGGUCCAUGGGAAGGAGGGUAAUGUCGUUCAUCCAUUAGCCGAGGCAGCUGGUGAAAUACGGACGGACAUCCACACUCUUGAAUCGACUGGUUACGCGGAUGAUGUGGAAAUGGUAUAUAGAGACGGACGCAAAAUCACUGCAGAUCAGUUGAAAGAAUUCAAGGAGAUCUUACAAAGAAUUUACGCUGAUUCGAGGCGAGAACUAGCCCAAUGGAAAACAUCGUUAGGGGAAUAUUUUGAGUACAAAUUCGGUAAACAUCUGGAUCAAGGAUCUUUUACGACCAUGGAUCGAGCAACAGCUUUGGAUCUUCUGGAUUGGGCACACCGAGCACAAAAUAUCGAAGAUGGUUCCGACAAUUGGAUGGAGACGUGUGGAGUGGGCUCUUUGGAGUACCACGAAUGCGUUGGAGAUUAUACUACCGUGUGGAAACGCGGUUACUCUGCUCUAUUUGAUAUUUUAAUGAAAAAUGUUCCCAAGAGAAACAACGGAUUGCAACUUCCGCUGUCGGACAGAAUCCGCUUAAAUUCACCCGUCAAUCUUGUUAGAUGGAAUCCAGAUCGUCCCAACUGUAAGGUGGAAGUAGUUUGCAGCGAUCAGACGUAUAAUGCUGACAUGGUCCUUAUCACAUGUUCGCUCGGAGUGUUGAAGGAUAGAGCUGACAAACUGUUUACUCCUUUAUUGCCUGAAAAGAAGAGGAAAGCCAUUGAAGGCAUAGGCUUCGGGACGGUAGAUAAAAUUUUUCUUGAAUUUUGUAAACCUUGGUGGAAUCAGCAAUGGGGUGGAGUCAAUUUUUUGACGCAGCAUUCGAAAGCCACCGGCGAUUGGGUUGAAAAAGUGAUGGGAUUCUCUACAGUCCGCGGACAACCAAAUUUACUUAUAGGAUGGAUUAGUGGGCCAGCUGCACGGAUUUGUGAAACCCGUCCCGAAGACGAGGUGAUGCGGAAAUGUUCUGAACUGCUUCGAAACGCAGUUGGCUCGGAUUUCGUUUACGAAGAGCCAACGCGAAUGAUCCGCUCGUUAUGGCACAGCAAUCCUAAUUUCUGUGGGUCGUAUAGCUAUCGGUCAAGGAAAAGCAAAGAUCUUGAUGUUUGGGCAUCUGAUUUAGCUGAACCCAUCAGUGAUUCCCACGGGCUUAUUCGAUUGCUCUUUGCUGGUGAAGCAACUCACGACCAUUGUUAUUCAAAUGUACACGCAGCGGUCGAAACUGGCUGGCGAGAGGCUGAUAGAAUCUUUGAAAUGGUAAAUAAUUCUCCGGCUCCUUCCAAACUGUAGUUGAUACCCCAUCCCAUGGAAGUUUCAUUGUUGGUAACGGCAUAAACUGUAUUGCGAGGCCCAUGCAUUUCGACACCUGAUAAUUUCAGUGUGAAUAAAGGCACUAGCAAAUUUGAGUCCA